ACGUCGUGUUUUUGUUUCCGUUGCAAAAAAUCUCUAAAUCGGAUUAUUUCUGCGCGUGUCCGUGAAGGAAUUGAUGUUGGAAUCGGUUCCGGUAGAUUGUGAGAAGGUUUGCUGAAUAAGUUGGGAUUAGAUUUGGCAGCGAUGUUCUCGUCAUUUCAAAUUGUUUGGACACAAUAAUCGUCAAGUGCAUCGAUUACAGGUAGUUGGGGAUCAAACUGGAUGAAAAUCCGGCCAGUUUUGGCAGGCGCUGGGGAUCACACUGCAGACGCACCGGAUGGACGUGGUGGAGUCUUCGCUUAUGAAGGAGUACGUAAUUACCCGGAUGUUGGCGUAUAUUUUUCAGUCAUCUUGAGCCUCAUCCAGAACAGUUUCAUCCACAACACGGUGCUGUGCUGCUUGGUUUGCCUGUACAGCAGUCUGGGCGUUCCUGAUCGCGGUGUCUGAUCGCGUCUUAUCUUCCUAGAAGACCCGCUGGCCGUCGCCGAACUACUCGACAGUCAAGGGUGGUGUGUACCAGGUAGCGUUCGAUCUGUCCGAAACGGCAACCCACCAGUUUCUGCCCAUGGAGGUUCAGCAGCAGCAGCAGCCGACUGCGACUGAGGUCGCGCCAGUCGUCCCCACCCAGCGAUCUGCAGGUCGACCAAAGGAAGACCCGAACGCCCCCAAGGCCAAGUACAAGAAGGACAAAGCAGCUGCGGUGGCAGUAGCUACACUACAAACCUUUGCCGCCGCGGCAGCCACUUUUUCGUAGCAGCAGGCCCUGCUUACGUUUGCCGCAGGUCAGCAGCAGUUCACGUUCAUGCCCGGCCCAAGUACCACGAGCGGGAUAUCCGGACACAGAUGUCCAUGCUGUACAAUUUCCUAUCUCGCGGGUUCGACGCCGAGGACGGUCAGUACAUCCGCCAAAGCUAUGAACAUCAAACAGCACUCGACCUGGUCAGUGCGAACGCAAAGCUUCUGCAAGAUAUACCCGCGGGAAAAGGCCACAUACCUCCAUCUGUGCGGUACGGCAGCCGAAAACCACCUGAAGAACAUCGAAACGGCCAAGGCCGUCACCAAGAUGCAGGGUCUUCCGCGAGAAGCCCAAUCGAACUAGCGCCAGCACCGAGUCCGAUCUGCUCAAGUUCCGCAAAAACCAGCUCAAGUUUGCCAAAUCGGCAAUCCACGACUAUUUACGAUGGAAUCGAUCGCUGCCGACGAGAUGGUCAUCGAGUAGGUGAGCCAGGUGGUGCGCCCGUCGGUGACGGAUCUGCGCGAGAUCAAGUACGAAGCGAUCGGCAUCAGCAGCACGUACCUGUUCCGGAUCGACAUGGAGACCAUCAUCGACGCGUCCAACUAUGGCAACCUGGCCCGGUUCAUCAACCACAGUUGCAAUCCCAACUGCUACACCAAGGUCAUCACGAUCGAGUUGGAGAAGAAGAUUGUGAUCUACUCGUAGCAGCCGAUCGGCGUCAACAAGGAGAUCACGUACGACUACAAGGUCCCGCUCGAGGACGAGAAGAUUUCAUUUUAUUGAGAGCAAUUCUAGUUAAAUACAGUUAUUUUUCAGUAAGAUUACAAAUAUAAUGUGUUACCUAGCAUUACA
Molecule: messenger RNA, 1585 nt
Organism: Culex quinquefasciatus (southern house mosquito)
Lineage: Eukaryota; Metazoa; Arthropoda; Insecta; Diptera; Culicidae
Exons: 3
Coding region: 841-1566 (241 amino acids)
Source: RefSeq, a predicted model, not a curated record